GAGCUUUGAUGUCAAAUGUCAAAGAGUAGUGUCUCCCAUCUUUUUUUUUUUUUUUUGCUGUGUCAGGUGAAGACGACGAAUGGAUAUGUAGAUUUGGUGCGAAUCCUCAAUCCUUGGGGAAACACGGAGUGGACCGGGCCCUGGAGUGACUCAAGAAGCCCAGAGUGGGGGACGGUGAGCAGCGAGGAGCAGAGACGACUCGGCAGAGUGCAGCAGGAAGACGGGGAGUUCUGGAUGUCGGUGUCAGACUUCCAGCUGAACUUUGAUCUGAUGGAGGUGUGUCACCUGACCGAGGGGCUGAGUGAGCUCGGCGCCGGCGAGGAGCCGUGGCGCUGCGUCACACAUCACGGGACCUGGGUGCCGAGCAUCACGGCAGGAGGCUCGCCUGUCAGCGGCUGGUUCUGGCAGAACCCCCAGUUCCUUUUUGUCCUGUCGGAGGUGGACCAAAACCCCACCAACAGCCAGAAGACCUGCUCCUUCAUUCUGGCCCUGAUGCAGAAAUACCAGAGGCGCAGAGGGGUCCACCUCAACAUUGGCCUGCACGUUUACCCGGCUCACCCUCAGAACACACACCUGUCACCUGACGACCUGCGUGUGCUCCACCCACUCCUCUACCAGCAGUACUCGUCACGCCGGGAGGUGGUCCUGCGCGGGUCGCUCGCUCCGGGCCGAUACGUCAUCAUCCCGUCCACCUCUGAGCUCAAUCAGCAGGGAGAGUUCCUCCUGCGGGUUCUGACGGAGCGGGGCAACAAAGCCACUCCAGCUCAGAAACCAGCUCCUCAAGACGUGUUUUCAGUAACAGAGACUUCAUUUCCUCACCAAGCUGCUCUUCCUUCUCCUAAUUCCAUCAGAAAUCUGUACAAGAAGCAUUGCAACAAGAAAGGAUUUUGCAAACCGCUGCAUCUCUAUCACCUUCUGACCGAGGCCAUCCAGCAGGGAGUGUUGGCAGGAAGUGAGAAGUUCUUGUCUCUGGAGCACUGCAAGAGUCUGGUGGUCCUGAUGGACAGCCAAGGCAUCGCUCAGCUGAACUGGCCGGAGUUCCAGACGCUGUGGGACAAAAUCAGGAGGUGGACGGACAUCUUCUUGGUGUUUGACAAGAAUAAAACUUAUCGCCUCGAGUACCAGGAAGUCUGUCCAGCUCUGGAGGCAGCAGGUAUCAAGGUGGAUGAGCUGGUGAUGCAGCUGGUGGGACUCAGAUACACAGAACCAGACAUGACCAUCAGCUACCCCGGCUUCCUGUACCUGCUGAUGAAGCUGGAGCGCAUGAUCCACAAGUUUCAGGCGUACGACAUGGUGGGACUGGGGACAGUAACCGUCAGCUACAAACAGUGGCUCCAAAUGACCAUGUACAACUGAGCCGGGCCGGUCCAGCCAUGGACUCAUGGUUUCGUGCUGCAGCCUGGAGGCAGGAGCCCUGCAGAGUCAGAGACGUAGCUUCACUCAUGGCUUUGUUUAGGUUUAAUCAAUGUUUCAAAGUAUAGAAAAAAUAAAGCUUUUUUAUGCUGAAUAUUUCCUUUGUAGCCAAACAGGAAACACCUUAAGACACUCCAGAGGUCGUUUUAUUUUAUGUUUUUCAAAAUAAAAUACAUGAACAAGCUCUGAAAUAAACUCAGGUAGUUUGUUUGUUGUGUGUUCAGCUCAACAUUUCAUCCUUUUUGUUGUUUGUUUAAUUUUCUGUCUCUUCUUUUAAUAAAGAGUUUGAAACAAUU
This is a messenger RNA of Austrofundulus limnaeus, 1709 nucleotides long. Its product is annotated as calpain-9. The transcript has 14 exons. The record is from RefSeq and is a predicted model, not a curated record. Gene Ontology annotation, cellular component: cytoplasm. Gene Ontology annotation, biological process: proteolysis. NCBI's taxonomy places the organism in Eukaryota, Metazoa, Chordata, Actinopteri, Cyprinodontiformes, Rivulidae. Gene Ontology annotation, molecular function: calcium ion binding; calcium-dependent cysteine-type endopeptidase activity. The coding region runs from base 16 to 1356 and encodes 446 amino acids.